AAAAAGGAAUAAAAAGAAAAUGCCCAUAUUAAUAAUAAAAAAUAUAAAAAAAUUAUCAUGCUUUUCAACUUUAUUUCUAAAUAUUUCGGACUUCCUCAUUCCCCCUUCUUGAGUUCUCAAUAAUUCACUAGUUAUUGCAGUUUCCAAUUCUAACCACACUUUCUUUCUUCCAAAAUAUAAGUUCUUUUUAACCAUUAACCCUUCAUACUUCACAUUGCCUUAUUACCCAAUGUUCUCUACCCUUUUACCCAGAAAUAUUCAGACUUAAUUGUCAAGCUCUUUUACCCCCUUUUUAUUCCCAUUCACGAAACUAAAUCUACCCCCUUUCCUUGGAAUCGGUAUCCAGAAAUUUCAGCCAGCUCCUUAAUACAUUCCGAAUUCAGACCAUUUUUUAUCAAUCCAUAAUUUUUUUACAAUUCUCACUCACCCCACUCCUGCUCUGUCCCGUCCCAAUCUAAAUUUUGCUGAACCCUUCCCCCCUGCUGUAUUCCCAUCACUUUAUUUCCACUCUCAUUCUCUUUCUGCCCCUCUCCUACUUCCUUCUCCCCCUCUCUCACCGGGGUAACAACCUUUUUGUUUUUCCCCUUUUUGAGGGGCAUUUGAAUCACAACCCUUCCCUGUUUCACCUCUCCCACUGGAGAAACAGUGAUUUUUUUUGAUCCCUGUUCCACCUCUCCCACCAGUGGAACAGUGAUUUCUUCUUCCUCCUCCUCUAUCUCAGAAAUCAGUUCUGUUGGUUCAGCAAGUUGUCCUUCAAGAUUAUGAUUCUCCUCUGCCCUUUCUGAAGUUUCCAAGUCACAUCACAGCAUACGUGUUCUUCUGGUCGUUCUUCUCCCUUUUCUUCCUUUCUAAGUUCAAAUAGUUCAUCUAUUUCAAUAUUCAAUUCUGGUAAUUCCUCAGGCCUCUCAUACAUGCACAUUAUAUCAAGUUUAGAAUUACGAAUCUCCUCUGUCAUUUCCAGAAUUGUUUUCAAAAUCAACAAAUCCCACUGUGUGUCUUCCUUGUCACCAUCCAGAACCUUUUCUCCUAGUCUGCUAAUGCUCUCCUCCUCCAUAUUUGUAACAGGCAGGAAGGGGUGUUGUUAUUGUCCUUGUUUUGUAUUAUCCAUAUGUAAAAUUAAAAAAAAGAUAAGAUCCUGUCUGGUAUGGAUCCAACCUCUAUUUCUUUUCUUCUUCUCUUAACCAUCCGAAUCCAACUCAGUACUGAGCAGCCUUAAGGUUAAAAAUUCCUCUUUUAUUUAUCUGUAGCUCUCAGUCUCUAGCUCUCAGAGAGGCACAUUCUUUUGUAUUGUAUUGUGACGUCACAAAGACGGCUAACCGCUCCCUUUGACCCGGUUCCAAGUUCAUAGGGAGGUUUUCCCUUGUCAAAUCUCAGUCUUUUGCAGAGAUUAAAUGCACUUUAACUUUUUCCCUUACUCUGCAUCAGGAAAAAGUUUUUUUACGUAAAUUUCUGAGCUUUCCAUAGCUUUACUGCAUCAUCCAGUACUCAGUUGGGGGGGGCUGACUUCCCUUUUAAGCCUCCUCCCAGCGCCAAAUUCUUAGUCCAAAUCGAAAAUGUUUGACUUACUUAGUCAAAAUCUAGUCUUUUUGCAGGAAGAAUCCACCGCUUGCAGGCUGUAUGCUUGGAGCUUCGCUUCUUGGAGGUGACGAUGGCGCCCAAAAUGGCUCCCGCGACUACCACUCCGCUGGCUCUCGGGGGCUCUGCCGAGCUUCCCGGGCAUUGGAGGAGUCGCGUUUGGAGCUCCGCUGGGCUACUAUGCCCCCGGGACGCUCUACCCGGGGUUUUUAUGGGGAUCCGUGUGCCCCUGCGGAUUCCCCCCCCCUCUGCGAUGCCAGAAACCUCGGAGCUCGAGGUUUCUGCGCCUCUCCGCCAGCACGGUAGACCGGAAGUGAUGGCCUUCAGAUGUCUUCUAAAUGUCAGGUAGUUAUUUAUCUCUUUGACAUCUGAUGGGAGGGCAUUCCACAGGGUGGGUGCCACUACUGAGAAGGCCCUAUGUCUGGUUCACUGUAACCUCACUUCUCGCCAUGAGGGAACUGCCAGAAGGCCCUCGGCACUGGACCUCAGUGGGGUGAAUGAUGGGGGUGGAGACGCUCCUUCAGGUAUACUGGGCCGAGGCUUUGUAUGGUGUGUGCACAGCCAAAGUUGGCUUUUCCUCUUCAGAUACGUAUUUUGAUUCGCAAGAUACUCUGUAAUGUCCAUUGUCUGGAUCUCUUCUGCAUCAGAGGUCCUUGUCCCUUCCCCUCUUUAUUGAAAAGGGAUUUUUCUAGUGUGCCUUCCUCUUACACACAAUGUAAGCCAGCAUGUGCUUUGUGAACACCCAAAGAGGAAGCUGUGUAGACUGCAAGCACAGAGGAACUUGGCAGCCUUCCCAGGGGAUGAGGUUCUGAAAAAUAAGGGUCAGUUGAGCUGCUUGGCUUCAUACAAAACAACCUUUCUAUCACUGGAGGGUUGAAUGCCUUACCAGAACAGGGAAACAAUAUUUUCCCUUUCUUAGGGUGUGCUUGUUUACUUCUGCAUUUGCCCCCUCAAGGAAUUACAGGCACUGUAGUUUGUUAAGGGUGCUGGGAAUGGUAGCUCAGUGAGAGGUAAACCAAACUGCUCAGAAUUCUUGGAGGGAAAGAAUUUGCUUCAGAGGUGUGUUCAAGGUGUCACAUCUAUGCAACUUAGUUUAGUAUUGCCAGGCUGUGUGUGCUGCAGGAAUGGCUCAGUUUUGUCCUUGUUCUCACUGAGAUUGCAUACAUGGGUCUGUACUCGGGUGUUGCUCCAGGUUUGAGGGGGCUGUUAGAAAAAUACCUGCUGGUGGGCCCCCUCUUACGUUGCAGGGAUCUCUGGCAGGUUAACCCGGUAGUUGUGGUAGUAGCAGGCAGCAACACUCGGAUGAGAGCAGGACACAAACAGACACUGUUUUAUUUACUUGCAAUGUCCUGGGGAAAUGCCAUGUUGAGAGACUUAAAUGCUGGCUCUGAGACUCCAACUGGAGGCUGCCAUUUUCAUUUCUUACACUGUCCUGAAGGGCAUUGUGGAUAAUUUUCUUUAUCAUUGUGUAGGGGUUGAGGUCUCUGCCUGCCAGGCCUGCCCACCCUUUUCCUCUUCCACCCCAACCAAAGGUCCCCCCCCAGCUCACCUACCCUCUUGCCUAUCCCUUCACUUGCUCACCCCAAGCCCCAAAGCCCAAGCCCUUUUUAAGGAGUGGCCAUGCAAUUGCCAAUGAGCUCAGUUGGUUAGGGCAUGGUCCCGGGUUUGAUCCCCAUAUGGGUGCAUAUUUUUGCAUUGCAGGGAGUUGGACUAGAUGGUCUUUGGGGUCCCUGUUCUAUCACUCCACACCAUGGCUUGCUAAAUUGCUGUGUGAAGGGUCUUCCCCUGCACUUAGCAGCUCUGCCAAUGAGCAGCUCAGAGCAUUACAGCACCUUAAAUGUUGAUGUGUGUAGGAAGAAAGAAUUUUUUACCAGCUCUUCAGCUGAAAAAGACUCCCAGAGUGGCUUACAAAUAUCAAAAAUAGGACGUAAGAAGCUGUCUGUCAGCCAGAUCAUUGCGUCCAUGUAGCUUAGCAUGGUCUGUACUGGCUGACAGACAAAUGCUGCCCUCAGACUUAAAAUGUAAAAGGCAUGACACAAAAGGAAAAGAGAUGGGGAGGGAGGAGAAAAGUAGGCAUUAGCCCCCUUAGUAACAGCAUUCUUGUAAUGCCCAGCUGCAAUGGACGAGCGCAAGGAAAGGAGCGGCUAAAUGUCGCUGGUGUUCUGCUGAUUGACUAGAGAGGCCCUGCAGCCAUCUUCAAGGAACAGGCGCUGCCACAGGAGAAUGAAAACGCAGACUCUUUGGCAGGGUUUGAUGAGGCCCACAGCUACUGAAGGGUGAUGCUAGAAGGAGCCCGGAAUGCCUUAUGUGGAUCGUCAGAACCGAAUCUGUGGGUUCCUGGACAUUGAGGACAAUGAGUCCUGUGGGAAGUUCCUGCGAAGAUAUUUCAUCCUGGAUACCCAAGCCAAUAGCCUUCUGUGGUACAUGGACAAUCCCCAGAACUUGGCCGUGGGGGCCAAAGCAGUGGGAUCUUUGCAGCUGACCUACAUCUCGAAGGUCAGUGUGGCUCCCCCCAAACAAAAGCCCAAAACCCCCCUCUGCUUUGUUAUUAAUGCAUUGUCUCAGCGCUAUGUUUUGCAAGCCAAUGACCAAAAGGACCUGCAGGACUGGGUGGAGGCACUAAAUCGGGCCAGCAAGAUCACGGUUCCAAAGGGUGAAAGUUUCCCUCCAACUGCAGAAGUUGUCAAGAGUCCCUACAGGACUGAGAUCAUUGGUGGGGUGGUUGUGCAGACGCCAAUCUCAGUCAACCAGAAUGGAGGGGAUGGCUCCGAAAGCGGAGAGCCAGCUGUGCAUCAUCUUCUGAAACGCUCUCAGAGUUACAUCCCCAGGACCAAAACGCCAAGUGGGCCCCCCGUCCUCAAGAGCGGCUACUGUGUCAAGCAGGGGAAUGUGAGGAAGAGCUGGAAACGGCGGUAUUUCACCCUGGAUGACUUUUCCAUCAGUUACUUCAAGUGUGAGCAGGACAAAGAGCCAUUGCGGUCAAUCCUCCUGAAGGAUGUGCUGAAGACUCAUGAAUGUCUAGUGAAAUCUGGUGAUCUUCUAAUGCGGGACAAUCUCUUUGAAAUCACAACGAGCUACAGGACCUUCUAUAUCCAGGCCUAUAGCCCUGAGGACAUGCACAGCUGGAUCAAGGAGAUCAGUGGGGCUGUGCAGGCUCUAAAGAGCUGCCCUAGGGACUUGGUGAGAUCUGUUUCAGUGAACAAGCGUGGAAGCCCCAGCUCAGCCAUGCCUUCCAUUGAGAGGCUGAAGCAUCUGGGAGGGGAGCCCAAGGCCUCCGCCAAAAGCCCGUCAGCCUCAUGCUGGCUGCCUUGGAUGCCGGUGCCGCAGUCAGAAGGGAAGCUGCAGCCUGCAGCAGAGCAGAAGGCUGGCCUGCAGAAAGACUCGGAGUUCUCCCCUCUGUUUGCCCAACGAGAUGCUAGAGCCACGCAGGGCGGGCGUCUCCGGCACAGAUCAGAGCCCCAGAACUUUAAAGAGCAUCCAUUUCCCUUUGACCUGGAUGACGAGAGCAUCCGAACCUCGGAUGUGUGACUGUGCACUGCAAAGCAGCGCCUGUCGAUGUACAGACCAUGUUGACGCUUCCUGGUCCUGACACAUGGAUGUGUUGGGGCAAAUGCUAGCUAGCUUGCACAUGCUUAGGAAGCUGCAGCUGGAGCAGUCACUGUGAUGUGAUGACCUUCAAUGCGGGAAGGACAGGAGAUGCAACCUCCAGCCCUGGAGUCAUUCCUUGGACAUUUUCAGUGCAAUGUGGUUCCUUCAUCUCAGAUGCCUUCCCAUGUAGCCAAUCAGCUAGAAACCUGGUAUGGGUGUUCCGUGUGUGUGUGUGUGUGUGUGUGUGUGUCACUCACUGGAGUCAUCUUGACCUCUUCUGGCAAUGUGCCCAGGUACACCCCACUGUUUUUGUAGCAGCACACUGGUGGUCUGGCUGGCAUGCUUGAUCUGCAGGGGAGUUGAAGGCGCACUCCUAACUUUUGUGGGAGAGACUUUGAGGGUUCUUCCAUAAGUGUGGCUUUUGAAGAAAUCCUGUGGAACAGUGUUGCACUGUCAGUUUCGAUGUGAAUGUCUAACCUGUGUGUGUAACAGCUGCUCUUCAUCUUCAGUGAGCCAUGCUGCUGAUGUGGGGUGGCCACGCACUCUUUUUGUCAAGGUACAAGAGGUUGGAACAAGGUGGAGUUCCUGGAGAGCUUUUCCUGCAGAAGGGAGCAUAGGAAGCUGACUUAUCUUGAGACAACUUGUCCAUCCAGGAUUUCAGAGGGGGGCAUUUCUCCCCCCCCACCUGGAAAUGCCAGGGGUUGAACCUGGGACCGUCUGCAUGCUAGGCAUUUGAUCCAGCACUGAGCCAAAGCCCUUUCCUACACAGCAGCAUCAAUGCAGUUGCACAGAAGGCAAAUCAAACAAGGUUAUGGCAAGGAUUCUUCAGACUCUGGUAUGGGGACAUUCUGGUGGUCUGCAGUGUGUUAAACGGGCUAAAGCUAUAUUUACACUGGCACAGGCAACCUACGACCCUGUAGAUGUUGGAUUCCAACUCCCAUCAGCCCAGCCAGUUCAGUCAGUGGUCAAGGGUGAUGAGAGUUGAAGUCUACCAACACCUGGCUGUUCACUGGUUCCCCACCCCGGAUUUACACAGUGUGCUUUCAGCUGGUGUGUGAGACCAUUAUAAUAAUAGUAAACAACAACAACAACAACAACAACAACAACAACAACAACAACAACAACAGAAAAUCCAUGAAAAACUUUUCCAGAACUGGCGCAACCAAAAACUCCGUUCCUAACCCAGGAACUGUCUUGUGCCACAACAGACUUGGCUCAUCGAAUUCAACGCUGUCUACAUUAUUUGUCAGCGGAUCUCCAGGACUUCAGCCAGGAUCUUUCCACUCCUACCUGGAAAGGCCAGGAACUUCACUUGACUGCAAAAUACGUUUGCUGCCGCUCUUUCCUCCACCCCGCCCUGCACUCUGAUGCAUCCAUAGGGGAAAGGGCUGUGAAUGCCUCACUGAUGCUUAUCAGGCCCAAGACUAGCAAGGCCCACUUGCUACAGGAGGGCUGCCCUAGAUGACGUUUGUGCAACUGCACUGCAGUUUAGGAUAUUUAAUUCCAAAGAUUUUUUAACAGCCUUCCUUGUGUUGCCUGGAGUAUGAAGAAAUGCAGAGAAAGGGCCGGACAGAAGUCAGUGCAACAGAAUCACUGUUCUAAAAUUCAGCCCUUGGCUCUGGCUUCCUAAAUGAGGACUGUCACACACUAACACAGCUACACCAUGCAUUUACAGCCCUCUUGGAACACUUGUAAUAGCCAUGGCUUCCUCCAGAUAAUUUGGGGACUAUAGUUGGCCAAGGGUGCUGAGAGUUAUUAGAAGAUCCCUUAGGAAAUGACAGUUCCCAGGAUUCUCUGGUGGGAGGGGUGCCAUGAUGGUUACAGUGGUAUAAAGAGUGCUUUACAUGUAUGGUUUGGAUGUGACAAAUCUGCAUUAAGGGAACUUCUUAGCUCUGAAUGUCCAGGACAGAAGGAAAGUGAGGACUAGCUCCUCUCUAAACAUUUCCUUCUCCCAUAUUUCCAGGUCACAAUGUAGUCCUCUAAAUAACGUUUGCCUUUGCAAAGGGCUGGAGUUGUGAUCAUCCCCCCCCUAAAUUGUUCCGGGUGCCUGACUAAAACAGAAAGCAAAGCAAAACGCAAAUCUAGCAAGGAAAAAUGAUCAAAGAGGAUUUUGCUAUGUGAAGACGACUCACAAACAGUGUGAACAUCUGUGAUCAGAAUAUACUCAGGUAUGCUCCCUUUUUGUAUGGCAGGUUUUUCAGGAGCACAAACAUAUUUGUUUUUUGAGUGGGCUGUGAUAACUUAUAUCAAGCUGGAUUACUCCCCACCCACCCCUUUUAAUGCCAACAUUAACCUGGAACAGCUUCUGGUUAAUAUCUGAAGCAAUAAAGAUACAGAGAAUAAAGUGUGUGUGCUGCACAAAAAAGAAUACUGUUUGCAUAAUUUUUUAAAUAAUUUUUUUACUAUUCUGGUUUUUCUCAUCAUAAAAAUCUUAAGACAAUUUGUGCAGUGCUUAAAGGCUUUGCUUCCGACCCUCUGUGUGGAGAGGCCAGCAACCAGGCAUUCUCAUUAUAUUUUCAUAGUCCAUGCAUGACAGUCUGAAGUAGGGAAAGAUAUGCUUGGGCUGCAACUCCCCAUUAGACCAACCCAGCAUGGGCAAUAGCCAGGGAUGAUAGAAGUUUUUAGUCCAGCAACAAAUGGCUGGCCACAGGUGGGCAAAGGCUGCCCUAGGCUGCCCUCUCCCUGCCAGCCUGGUCUGAAGCUGUGCCCUGUUGGGAUGGGGAUAUUGUGGAUAGAGCUAAUAUGUGCCAGCUUAUUAGCUGGCCAAUUUAUUUGGAAUGUCCACAGGGAGCUAGAGAAAAGCAAGGAAGUAGAAGAAAACUUGCUCAAGUAUUACUUGCUUACUUGGAAGCAAGUCCUACUAAGUGAGGCCUACUCCCCAAGCAAGUGUGCCCAAGACUGCAGCCAUGUUUUGCUCUUCAAAGACUUUAGAAGGCAUUGCAAACACACUUUGUAGCUGUCAAAAUAUUGCUCUUUUUCUCUUGCCAGCCCUCCAAUUUAAAAAGUGGAAUUCCUCAAGAAGCUGAAUUGUACCACGUCUUGAUACCAUGUUCUGCACUUUUUCUGCAUCCCCCAGGAUCUCAACAUGCACACCACAGCCCUGGUCCUUUCUGCAUCCACCACAUGCAGGGGCGUAGCAAGGGGGGAGCGGAGGGGGCAGCCCGCUCCCAGCUCCGUCUUUUGGGGGUAGCGCAAGCGGCGGCACCCCACUACGUAGUGUGCAUGCGCAGCAGUGCCACGUAGCAACACAUGCGUCGUAUGUAGCGACGCAUAUGUCAUACAUAGUGAUGCUGCGCAUGCGCACUACGUAGUGACGCCCCGCCCCUGUAUGCGUGUCAUGUUUGCCGCUCCAAGUGCCCGAGCGGCUUCCUACGCCAGUAACGGCAUGAGCUCUGCUGCUGAGCUAUGGACCCCCAUCCCAAAAGAAGGAAUUAAUCAAAUUAAUAAUGUUGAAAUGUGGCCCAAGGCUCAAGAUGGGAGAUGUUUCAGGAUUCUGCACCUUAACUCCCUGCUCUUUUAUAGGGAGAGAAGAGGCUUACACAUUGCUUUUUCCUUGUGAAUACAUGCAAAAUAAUUAUUAAAAGAGAUUUAUGGUGGAAAAGUAGACUUUGCUGGAAACGAUGAAAAUUCAUUUGAAUGAAUGGAAGUAGUAUUGAACCAGAUGGCCAUUUUUCUUUUUCUUUGCUUACAAAAAUGUACAUUUGACUAAUACUGUUCUGUUGUGUGUUUUUCAAAAUAAGUAUUCCUUUGCACUAACUUGUAUUUUAAACCCGUGAGUACCUUGUCAAGUUUGCCAAUAAUUUCCUGGAAAUCCUUGUCUGCUUUUAGUAGGCAGAGGUCAGGUGGCUGCAAUGCUUUGCACUCCACUUCUUCCUCUGCUCCGUUUCAACCUGCCCUGCAACUUUGCUAAAAGAAAAAGUUCUUUGGUCUAGGUGAAAUGUGUGUAAAUACCACAACAGUCUUCCUCUCCUAGACUGUGUUUGAAACACACAUGCCAUGUGAUUCGGUGCAUUUUUACUCAGAAGCAAAUUCCACUGUGUUCCACCCACAGAGUACGUCUGUGUAGGAUUGUAGUCUGAAUUUGAAACCCUGUGGAUUUCUUUCAGUGGACUUCUCACGUAGGUAGGUCUGCUUAGACAGGAACAUCAGGGAGAAGAGCCUUGAAGCCAGAAUCCCCCUCCAGGUGUUGUUGCACUCUGGCUCCCACCAGUUCCAACCAGCAUGACCAAUGGUCAGAGGUGGUGGGAGAUUUGGUCAAAAACAUCUGGAGGGAUCAGGUUGAGGAAGGCUGCCUUAAGCACAGGACACUCAAUGCUCGGUGUGUUUACUUUGAAAUACAGCUUCAAUAGGGCUGGCGCAUUCCCCCCUUAAAUGUGCGUUGGAUUGGUGGCCCUUGCCCUGCACUCCUAAGCACACAGCCUGCAGGGAAGCCUCAUUGAAGUCACUGCAACCUCCUGAGUAAAGCUGAUCAGGACAGGACCAGUGUGUUACAGCUUGCACUUGCCUUUUCUUGAAUCUAUAGAUUUAAUGUGAAGCAAAAACAUUGGGGCUAGAAAUUCCAGCUAUGUUGCUGUUAAUAAAUUGAAAUGGCAGCUGAGCCAGACACUUGACAGGCGCCGCAGGGGACUUGGAAAUGCAUUGCUCUGUAUUAGUAAGAGUUGGCAACACCUUCUGGAGCUCCUCCCAAAGCCUGGAUAGCACAGUUCUGAGCAGUUUUCUAUUUAACCCACACUUUCUAAUAUUAUUAUUUAUUCAAUUUGUAUACCACCCUAUACCCGCAGGUCUUAGGGCGGUUCACAACAUAAAAUCACAAUAUAAAAAUACUGAAAAACAAAAAACAACCCAAUAAUCACCCACUUCCACAACACAUUUUAAAAGCGCAUCAGAUAUCAGUCAGCCAAAGGCCUGAUUAAAGAGGAAUGUUUUUGCCUGGCGCCUGAAAGUGUAGAAUGAAGGUGCCAGGCAGACCACCCUGGGGAGAGCAUUCCACAGGCAGGGAGCCACUGCAGAAAAAGCCUGUUCUCAUAUUGCCACCCUCUGGACCUCUUGUGGAGGAGACAGCUAGGUUCCUCGAUUCUGACUCAACCUUACAAAGGGCUGCUUGGGACUUUGUGGAAAGCAUGGCCUCCAUGGGGCUGUCCCUGAAUAAGCUUCUGAACCCCUCAGUGUUUUGAAUCUAUUGUGCAAGUUCUACUGCAUGUGACUCAGAGCAGAGGUGUCUAAUAGGAGAUGCCACUCCUCCCUACACCCAUGAUGUGGACAAUCCACAUCCUAACAUUCUCCUUUGAAAGCCUUGUUGAAAUGCUCGAAUCCGCAAAGACUUCAACAUCUUUAUCAAUGACUUGGAUGAUGGGCUUGAGGGCAUCCUGAGCAAGUUUGCAGACACCACCAAAUUGGGAGGGGUGGCUAAUACCCCAGAGGACAGGAUCACACUUCAAAAUGACCUUAACAGAUUAGAGAACUGGGCCAAAGCAAACAAGAUGAAUUUUAACAGGGAGAAAUGUAAAGUACUACACUUGGGCAAAAAGAAUGAAAGGCACAAAUACAGGAUGGGUGACACCUGGCUUGAGAACAGUACACGUGAAAAGGAUCUAGGAGUCUUGGUAGACCACAAACUUGACAUGAGUCAACAGUGUGAUGCAGCAGCUAAAAAAGCCAAUGCAAUUCUGGGCUGCAUCAAUAGGAGUAUAGCAUCUAGAUCAAGGUAAGUAAUAGUACCACUAUAUUCUGCUCUGGUCAGACCUCACCUGGAGUACUGUGUCCAGUUCUGGGCACCACAGUUCAAGAAUGGUACUGACAAGCUGGAACUUGUCCAGAGGAGGGCAACCAAAAUGGUCAAAGGCCUGGAAACAAUGCCUUAUGAGGAACGGCUUAGGGAGCUGGGUAUGUUUAGCCUGGAGAAGAGAAGGUUAAGGGGUGAUAUGAUAGCCAUAUUCAGAUAUAUAAAAGGAUGUCACAUAGAAGAGGGAGAAAGGUUGUUUUCUGUUGCUCCAGAGAAGCGGACACGGAGCAAUGGAUUCAAACUACAAGAAAGAAGAUUCCACCUAAACAUUAGGAAGAACUUCCUGACAGUAAGCGCUGUUCGACAGUGGAAUUUGCUGCCAAGGAGUGUGGUGGAGUCUCCUUCUUUGGAGGUCUUUAAGCAGAGGCUUGACAGCCAUAUGUCAAGAAUGUUUUGAUGGUGUUUCCUGCUUGGCAGGGGGUUGGACUGGAUGGCCCUUGUGGUCUCUUCCAACUCUAUGAUUCUAUGACCUCCUUUCACUUGGGCAGCUUCUGUUUUGGAGGGACCUUUUCACAAAGGACCCCUUGACUUUCAACUGUCUCAUCUACUGCUGAAAAGGUUCACCCAGCUAGAUCCUUCUGGGAAUCUUACCAGGAAGGAUUCACAAAGGUGAUGGAUAACUCCAACUGCUCCUGAAUUUGAAGACUUCAUUUAGCUCUCAAUACCAUGAUUACCCAGUUUCCUUUUGAAAACCGCUAAGCCAGUCUUGUGGCAGUGGGCCUCAUCUUUUGUUUUUCGUACUGUGUGGAAAAGUCGUUUAUUGUGUCUGGCUGAGCCAGGAGAGAAAUUUCCCUUGUCUAUAAGGUUGCAGGCCUAGGCCCCACUUUUACGAGAGAGCAAGCCCCAUUGAAUUCAACAGGACUGCCCAGUAAACCUGUUUAAAAUCACAUGAUGAUGAUGGUGAUGCUUGUUUUGCAUCGGUGGAACUGUCACUUGGUCUAGAAUCUGCCUAAACCAAAAUGCUUGGAUGUGGUCCUGUUGAAGUAAAUCCAAGUUAUUUGUCUUAAUUUAGCCUACAGAUGGAUGAAGUUGUAAUAAUUUUUCUCUCCUUGCCAAGCAUCCACCCAGUGGGUUCAAGGAAAAAACAAACCGAUCCAUCAUCAAAACUGUUUUCUUGUUUUAUUAAGAAAAAGGUUUUGGAAUUGUUUGAAUGUUAUGCUAUGGUAAUCCCAAUAAUAACUCUCAGGUGUGAAUUGCGCUCCUGUAGAAAGAGUAAUUUUUUUCUCUGAGCAAAAUUUAUGUGGUACAAUUGCUUAAUCCGAACAAGUAAUUGGGGAUAACUGUUUUAAUAAAACAGAAUGAACAUUUUAAUGUGUUUUUCUUCCUGCUCUGGCUGUCUGGAGUAAUUUAAGAUGUCAUUACUUUUUAAAUCAUGAAAAUUAUAAAUUAGUAUUUUCCCGCUUAGCAGUGACAAAAAAUGGUUAUGUAACCACUCCAAGAGGGUGCAGGUCAUGUAGCUUAAAGGAGGGCUAUUUACCAAGCACAAUAUUUGGUUCGGACCCUGAUUCAACAUUUCAGAAAAGGGCACAAUUCAGUCCGAAGUGCUUCAGAGGCUGUCUGAUGCAACUUGCAGUCUUAAUAACAGAUCAGAAAAGCAAUGCUUUGUGCCUCCCCUAUUCAGUAUUGUGGGGAAAUAAAAAAAAUGGCCUAUCCAGUUUUAAAACAACGGAAUGCCUCCUGUUGUUCUCUUACCGGUAUUUGUUCUACAUCAAUAUCCCACUUUUGUAGGUAGAACAAAGGAUAGGACUUUCAUCUCUGAGUAGGAGGCAAUAUUUAGUGAACACGAAGGUCACCUCUCUCCAUCCUCCAGGCAAGCAGGAGGGAUCAUCACAGUUCAAGGACACCCUCCCAGGGCUGGAGAGGGGGUUGGUCUGGGAGGGAGAGUCCGGAGGGCCACAUUUGGCCCCAACGCCUGAUGUUCCCCACUCCUAAGGUACAGUGAUCUCAAGGGUAUCUCCUUCACCAAAUCCUUGAAAAUUGCUGGUGGGCUUGAUCAUGGCAGGCCCUUUAAUACACUCCCCUCCCCGUAAUAAAAAAACACAUACAUUAAUUGUAUUUUAAAAACCAAAAUUUUGCCUUUAUAUUGAGAAAGUUAAAAGCAAUUUUAUUUUCUUCAGCACUGGCAACAUGAACAAAAGGUGUGCUGCAUUGUGGAAAAGGUGGGUCCCAAGCUAAGCCACUGAGAAAGGACCCUUAAUUUGUUGGUUCUCAAACUUUUCUCCACACUUUCAGAAACGUUUUUGCUCAUGCCAUACUCAACUUUUUACUGAUAAGACAUUGGGAAACAAAAAGAAACAACCACCAGCAGUGCUUGAUUUAUAACACAGUGCACAACUACUUUAUAAUCUGAUAAUGGGGGAUACACCCUCCCAUAUCACACCACACUGAAAUGUUCAAAGAUUUGAUUGUCCUUGAAUCUUCCACCCACACUUGCCAUCCUCUCCACACUCUUUGAGAACCACUGUUUUAACUGGUAAAAUGUUAGGUGGGAAUAGUCUACUUAUUCUGAGCCCAGAGGGUCGCCUGCCUGAGGCCACUUUGACCUCCACUGGCAGGCUUACCAAUGCAGGGCCAAGGAUCACCGCCAAGCAUCCAUGGGCCAUCUCAAAAAGGGUUCCAGGCCACACAACACCUGUGGUCUAGAAUUUAAGAAUGUAUGAUCUAGAUUCUAGACAGUCUUGCCCCAGCCGUUUGCCAUGCCAGAUGCCUUAUUGCGACUAGUUUGACUACAAACUAUGGUCAUCACAUCCCUAUAGCGCCUUAUUUUCUUUCUUACACUGCAGUUUCCAUCCUUGAGAAAGUGAUCAGGAGUGGAGUGGACAGGAAAAUCAACACUAAGGCGUAUCUUUCCCGCUGUGCAAAACAACCUACACUCAUAUCUAAGAAAUCUACACAUUUUCUAAAACGAUGUGCUUUACCCUGGAAUGAAUUACUAUAUUCAGCAUUUCGCUUUAUGUUUUGGACAGUGCGCGCAGUUAAACAAUCUCUUCCGUCCGCCCGGCGCCCCCUCCUGCGAUUGCUCCCCACGCGGAGACGGCGCGGUUUGGCCGGGCGGGCUGCCUGGCCGUGGGCGCGCGCCGAGGGCCUUCCCUUUCCCCGCCCG
This is a messenger RNA of Zootoca vivipara (common lizard), 14048 nucleotides long. NCBI's taxonomy places the organism in Eukaryota, Metazoa, Chordata, Lepidosauria, Squamata, Lacertidae. The record is from RefSeq and is a predicted model, not a curated record.